AUGGACUCAAACGACUCACCCCUAGUGGGCCGGUUUCUCAAGGGAGGCGGUGUAAUGCAACAGUAUGCAGAGGCGUUCCGGCGUACGACUACAAGAAUCAAGGUCGACCCUCAAGCUGCAGCUGGGGCGUUUUCAGCAGCCCACGAAAUUCGACCGCCUGCGAGACCUCAGCUUGCUCACAGCGCCAGAGAGCUGCCAGCUGUGGAGACAUUCCUGGGGGGUGAUACCUUGCCAAGACAGUUAAUCUCCCGGUUGAACCCAAGCGACACACGCCUGCUUGCUGGAGAAACAGAGCAGCUCACAGCUCCGUACGUACGAGUGGAGGGAACAUCUGAGAAGUACCGCUUUUUUCCAGCAUCCGAAGAAUUACCUUCAUCCGGACUCUGGCAUGAUCCUCCCUUAUUUAGCGACGCUGGAAAGGGCCAAACAGCUUUAAGGUUUAGGCCAAAGGAACCCGCGGAAAUUCCUUCACACAGCAGCAGAGCUUCGCUGCCGCCAGAUCCUUCGGGGCUUCCGAUGAUCCCUCCUCGCCCUCUUUCAUUGUCUGAGCAGCAAGUCAAGUCAGCACCACGAGCAGCCAUGCAGUACGCUGCAGAGGAUAUCUCUGUAUAUCCAGGCGGCAUUUCAAUGGAGAACGUAGUAGAUAUCCAGGAAAAAGCCCUUUUUAAAUCGUUCGAGCAGCUCUCUCAAGAUUCCGUCGUGGAGAACCUCAUGCUGGACGCGGUGAGACCAGGGUUUAAACGCGGGGUGAUACAGCAGCUCCAGCAGCCUACCAACAUGCAAUGGGUGGAGCAGCGGCGGGCUGUAUACAUGAAAACAAAGCAGGCAGGUGAAAGCCAAAUAGGGUCGGCUGAAACAUCUGCGAACACGAAAAAGGAGGCAGCAACGAGUGGCAAGAAGGUAACGUUCAGUCUGCCGAACACGUCUUCACAGCAGCAGACCGAUUACAGUCAGCUGAAGCAAGCUGAUGGUCAGCUGGAACAAAUAACGGGACAUCUCCGGACCAUCCAACGUGCCAACCAGCUUCAUGGGGCUCAGGGGGAAGCACGCGUUAGCCAUGUGCCUGUGGGCACAGCAUCUGAUGCACCGUCAAAGGGUACAGAUGCGUCUUUAGGCGACACUUUCGUGAACGAGCUAGUGUCGCGAUGCUCUUUAAAGCUGAGAACUAUAAGUAGCGGCAUGACGUUUUCUUCAGUCGAACCCAAGCCUAGGAACUCGGCUGUUGCGGCUAAGGAGAUGACGCGCCCCUCACGCCUGUUAAGAGACAUCGAGGCAGUCGAAGCCCGGAGGAACCAGAGGGACGGGAAAAAACCAGUGGUUGAUGGACUUCAUCCGCAACCGCAUCACGAGGAUACCACUCUCUAUCUGCCGCAGCCGACGGAAGAGUCGAUCUCCCUUAGAUGCUCAAAAGGCCUGCAGGGACUACGCGCGCUUAGGGGAAGACUCAACAUUCGCGCCCCUCAAUCCAUGCCAAAAGCAGAUCUUGUUUGUCUCUCAAAGUCCCUUUUGCCCGCGUCUGUAGAAGUUGAUGAGGAGUCUUUCAUAAGUGAAGAAGAAGCUGCUGAACACAUUCAUGAGACGGUUACUGAUUCGAUUGGUAAACCGUCGUACGAGGUCUAUCACAACACGCCAACACCACCAGAGGACCUGGUCGACGCAACCCCCAGCUUGGAGGAGCUGGCACGAAACUUCGUGCCUACCACGGGCUACCCACACGAUGCAAACAACAAUAACUACCCUGCUGCGAUUCCUGCUUUCGUAUCCCGCCUAUCAAAAUCUCAAGACAGCCGAAUGUCAGUUCCUCCUGCGUCAGCAGUGCUGUAUGCUAUCCCAAAGGGGUCGGAGGCGUGUUCAAUAGUCGAAGCCAUGCCUACAGAUCCACGAUCGGGGGCCUCUCAAAUCACGGAAGCGGCGCUUGCAAAUAUGAGCGCUAAGGAAAUUAGGAACGUUGAAGAGCUUGUGGCCGGUGGUUUUGUUGCACUUCAGCGCCAGACACACAAGAUAGACUACAGGAAUCCAUGGGAAGACGAGAAGCUGCACUUCAAGAUGAUCGUUAAUGAACCUAUACAUGCCAGAGACCCGCAAUUCGCGGAACGACAGAGCCAACUCUUAAGCAAAUGGAAGUAUCCGGCAAACGAGAUAUCACCCGGUUAUUACAUUAAAGAGGCAAGCCUGGAGGAUGUCCGGCAGGCGAUCCUCGCGAACAAAGAGCAGCGUUCCAUAUUUGACCUCCAAAAGGCGCUUAAGGAGGCGAAGGAGCGUGAAGAAGAAGAACUUCGAAGGCGUCGCGAAGCCGAGGAUGCAGAGAUUGCAAAGCGUCUACGAGAAGGCCGUGAGCGGGAACUGGCAGCUGCGGCCAAUCUAGAACAACAGAAACCACAGACUGAGGAGCCGCCUGCCGAACCGGCAGGAACUGCUGAGAACACACAAGAUAACCCUCCAGAAGCUCUUCAGCAGGCACUUAGUGUUGAACAGCUUAAGAAGGCUUACCGGGAGCUCAGGAAGCGGUCGAAUCCAGAAGAUAUAGAAGAGAUGAAACGCAUCAAGAAGCAGAUAGCGGAGCUCACAGGACGCAAGAAGAAGGAUGCUCAUGUGCAAACGGGACGUCGAGCGGCAAUAGCCCCUCCACCGGAGACUGACCUGAAAGCCAGGAAAACGGACGAGUAUGCAGAAGACGAAGAGCGAACAGAGGGCGUCAGGGAAAUGAUAACAACGGAACGCGGGGGUGAAGCAGGGAUGCUGGGAAAGACCACGACGGGAGACGACGAAGCCCACUCAGAUGAUGAAGAGGAAAGUCCGGGAGAGGAGGACGAAGAGGAUGGUGUAGGGAAAAAGGAUCAAGGGGUGGACGACGAGGCAGAGAGCGCACUAAGCAGUUUUGAUGAUACGAUCUCGUCGCUUUCAGUGAGCAGCUACGAGUCAACAGAACAUCCCGUGUUUCAGCGAUCCGAGUAUUCUGCCUUGGAGUAUCAGUCAGUAACUGACUCUUUGGAAGAAUGGAUGAAGCUCCCAGUGGACUACUGUGGCCGGAUGUAUUUGGAGCCCCCCCAAGCAUCUACUAUGCGUCCCCGCAAAUUUGGCACUCGUGGACUGCCAGCGAUGCGAAGUAGAGCUAGUGUGGUGGCGGACCAAAUUCGAAUGUUCGUCAUGCUGGAGGCAAGAGGGCCCGUAAUUCUGGUGUAUUGCUCACCGAAAGAUGCCCCGCAGAAAAGGAAAUUCAAAUUCGCUGCUCUUUGUGGCAAGACAGUUGAACCUGAGGAUGGCCACUCUCCACAGCAGUGGAAAUACAUGUGUGCAUUCGUACUGGAUAACACAGGAGAAGUACAGAGCGUCGAUAUGAUGAACGGUGGUUCGGGAGCCCCGUACAAAGCCAUAAAAGUAAACGCUCGCAUUGUACAGGAAGCUGCAGCCCUUCCCUCAGAGGCAGAUUUAGCAUCGUUCACAAGGGACCAACUCGUCUUGCGUGAAAAAGCGUAUUUUAGCGGAGUCCUCAGUGCAGAUACGGAAGUUGAAACGGCGGAAUGGUUAGAUGUAUUUAAUGGACGCAAGACAUUCUUUCGCUAUCUCUCUGCAUGCACCGACGCAUGUACGACACCCAUGCUGCCAAUUGUGGCUAGUCUGUUCAGUCCUGGUCCAAGGGAAAUCGUGCUUCACGGUGUACAAUACCACAAGGCGGUAGACAAGGCUAUUUUUUCCUCAUUGAAGCUGCCCUAUUUGGAUUCCUUGUGCUGCGGGUGGAGAGGCAUGGAUGCAGAAGGAUUAGCAACGUUCUUGCAAUGUGUUCCGUGCAAGGUUAGAACGUUGGACCUCACGGCGAACUUGUUUGGCACCACCGUGCUGGCAUGUCUGGGUGGCUUCUGCAACAGGCUAAGAAUUUCGCACCUCUGCCUUGCGGAAAACAACAUUGCCGGGGAUUCACAAGCAGCCACGGGCAUCGCAAAUCUCAUGGCAGACCCGGAUCCUCCAUUUCUGGACUUGAGGCGCACAGCUAUUGUGGACGAGGACUGUGAAAACAUCGCCAGAGAGCUGGAGAACGUCAAGCAACCCGGCGUGGUGCCCAAAACAGUCAAUUUUGGAGAAAAUGACAUAUCCGUUGUGGGACUUAAAGCCGUUGCUGCCGCUGUGGCUAAAACACUUCCCCGAUUCAAGGUUCUAUGCCUCCCCAACAUCCCAGCACUUGGCACGGAGGCACUACAAGAUGUCCUCAGAGAAGUGCCACAGAUGCGGCAGGCUCAGCUUUCCAGAGAGCAGCCCAACUUUCCUUUCCGUUCACUGAAUGCAAUGGAACUGCCAGAAAGGUGUCUGUCGUUGCCUGCCGUAUUCAGUGGCAGGCUGUUUGUCGAAAUGGAAAAGCCUUCCUCGAACUCCCCCCGGAAGGUCUCAACCAAUUGCCUUUUCUUGGCAUUCUUCGAGCUUAGAGGCCCAGCACUUCUGCGCUAUUCCACUCCGCCUAGACCCUAUCGUCUGGGUGGCACCACAAGCAAACGUUCACCCGGAAUGCCUCUCGGGUCACUUGCUCGUUCGUUCGGUGACGGACUGGAGGGUAUCUUUAUAACAUCCAUUUCGCUAGCGGGUUCAAGGCUUACUGUGACUGGAAAGAAGAUUUUGUCCAGUGACUUAGUUUCGAGGGAUAGUUCUGAAACUUGGGUGCUCCAGGCAGAUUCCGAAGAUUAUAUACGGGAAUGGUUUAGAGUGCUCAAAAUCAGGCAAGCUGGAGUAGCGUGUGACAGCAUUGGGAGAAGCUCCAAUGAGGCACUCCAUCCCGGAGUGGGCCAGUACUGCACCAGCUGCUUCAGAAGGAGCCUUGAGCUGGGAGGUCGCCGGUUGCCCCCAGGACAGUUUCAACGCCUGUUUACGGCGGUUUCGACAGAUCAUCGUCUCAAGAGUGUGGAUAUGAGCAAUAUGGAGUUGGACGUUGAGGCUUUGGAACGCUUCCCAGAAAAUGCAUUCCGCAAAAGUGAACUCAAUCUCUUAGAUUUGUCCUUCAACUCUAUCACGCCUCAAGGUGACAUGUCCAAUGUAUUCGCGUUCUGUGGCAGCGCAAAAAAUUGUGCAAAAUUCGUGCUGGAUGGAAACCCUCUAGGCAAUACUGAAGCGGCCGCUGGUUUUGUGUUCAAGCUUCUUGAGUGCCGAAUUCAGAAUUUGUGUCUUAAUGCAUGCGGCCUUGGAGAUACGUUUGCUGAAGCUUUGGCCAAGCAGAUAACAAAUGAGCCGAAACGUUUCCCUUUUAUCACGGCUUUGGAGCUCCAAACGACCUCAAUAUCGGUGGAUUGCAUGAAGAAUUUGCUGGACGCCUUGAUAAACCGCUGUCCUGGCUUGUCGAAGGUCAGCCUUUACGGCAACGGAUUUGAUAAUAUUGGGCCAUUCAGUCGCCGCCUAACAAUCGACUAUACGAAGACCCACCGCGACACGCCUACUCGAAAGGUCGGGUAUAUCCGCCGCGUGGCUAAGAAGGAGAAUACCGCCCUUCAACGUAACCAAAGGGUAACUCCAGCUUCAGGGACAUCAUUUCCCGCAGCUUCGCAACCGGGAGCGGCAAUAGAUUCUUCUCUUCCCCACGCUAAAGCCUCAACGAUGACCAGUCACGUCCCCACCCCAGAAUCGCCUGCUUAA
Messenger RNA from Eimeria maxima, 5613 nucleotides. RefSeq lists its product as hypothetical. The record is from RefSeq and is a predicted model, not a curated record. Lineage: Eukaryota; Apicomplexa; Conoidasida; Eucoccidiorida; Eimeriidae. The coding region runs from base 1 to 5613 and encodes 1870 amino acids. The transcript is spliced from 7 exons.